AUGUUCCCCACUCUGCUAUUCGCCAUGGGGGAACCCCAUGGGGUGAUUAAGCUAAAGAAAUCCCCAUUGGUAUUUAUCUAUAUAAGGCGGGGCUACCCAGACGCCCAAUACCUGUUUUUGCCUUCUUCGAACAACGUGACCAACAUGAUGGACGAAAAGAAGCCCCUGGCUGAACUAGAGGGCGUUGGGUCCCUGCCAGACUUCAGCCAUGUCGAUGAGAAGAAGAUUUUGCGCAAAAUGGAUCUGCGCCUAAUUCCAAUCAUGUCGCUCCUCUAUUUACUUGCUUUCCUUGACCGGGGGAAUAUUGGGAAUGCAAGGAUAGAGGGAUUGGAGGCGGAUCUUAGGCUGACGGGUUCUCAGUACAAUUGGUGUUUGACCGUUUUCUUUUUCCCCUAUGCUUUCUUUGAGCUUCCUUCAAAUCUCAUUCUGGCCAGGAUGAGGCCAUCGAUAUGGCUUCCUUUAAUUAUGAUUGCGUGGGGACUGGUAAUGACCUUGAUGGGAAUCGUUCAGAAUUAUCACGGCCUUUUAAUCUCUCGAAUAUUUCUUGGUCUUGCUGAAGCCGGUCUUUACCCGGGCGUAGCGUUCUACAUUACUAAAUGGUAUUGUCGACAUGAAGCUCAACUCCGACAAGCUUUAUUCUUCAGCGCGGCUAGUGUAGCUGGUGCGUUCUCCGGUUUGCUCGCCUUCGCAAUUGCAAGAAUGGACGGUAUUGGCGGAUUGGACGGCUGGAGGUGGAUUUUCGUCCUAGAAGGCAUCCUCACAGUAGUCGUCGCUGUUCUGGCCUUCUUUUUCAUCCAAGACUAUCCGGACACCGCAACAUUCUUAACAGAGGAGGAAAAAGCCUGGGUUAUCCACAGGUUGAGAUCUCAGUAUUCCGAUACCGCCGUAAAAACGGAAAAGUUCCAAUGGAAAUACGUCAAAUAUGCAUUGAUGGAUUGGCAAAUUUACCUAUCCCUAAUCACCUGGUACGGGAUUGUAUGCCCACUCUACGGCAUUUCCUUCUUCCUACCGACAAUCAUUAAAGACCUGGGUUAUACUUCUUCGACGUCUCAGCUUUUGACGGUUCCUAUAUAUAUUUUCGCUGCAAUAAUUUCAGUUUUAUCCGCUUGGCUGUCAGAUCGACAAGGGCAACGCUCACCUUUACUUUUCUUCCAUGUUCUAUCCAUUGUUGUUGGUUAUGCCAUCAUCAUCUCAGGUUCAGCGAGAGGCGUUCCAGGUGUUGUCUAUUUUGGGACAUUUGUGGUCGUAUCUGGUAUAUAUCCUGCUCUUCCGGCUAUUGUUACAUGGCUGAGCAACAAUAUGGCCGGUGACUAUAAGCGAGCGGCCGGAAUGGCGAUACAAAUUGGAGUUGGGAAUUUUGCUGGAGCCAUGGCUUCGAGCCUCUACCGAACCCAAGACGCACCGACAUACUAUCUCGGCCACGGCCUAGAACUCGGGUUGGCCUUUUUCGGCCUACUCGCUAUCAUCGGCCUCCGAGUUUCCUACCAGAUCGUCAAUAAGAAGAGGGAAGCACAGGCCCUUGAGGCCAAAUAUACACCCGACCAACUCCACCAACUGGGUGAUCGGGCGCCAACCUUCAAGUAUAUGUUAUAGGGAAGGAGUCGUUGUUUUUCCAUGUUCGUCUCCUUCUUCUCCCUUUUUUCCCCGUCUUUGCUCAAUUAUGCCCUACCUCCAAAGUCACAGAAAUGGUAAUGUGCAUGUACAUAUAUAUGUACGAUGUCGAAUUCUGGAGGGAGGUGUUUGUGAAGGCCUAAGGUACUUUUGUAUAUCCACAAUGAUAAUAAGACAUGAUACCACAAUGAGAGAGCAUUGGCCUAU
Histoplasma capsulatum G186AR is the source of this 1818-nucleotide messenger RNA. Its product is annotated as high-affinity nicotinic acid transporter. The record is from RefSeq and is a predicted model, not a curated record. Gene Ontology annotation, molecular function: transmembrane transporter activity. Gene Ontology annotation, biological process: transmembrane transport. NCBI's taxonomy places the organism in Eukaryota, Fungi, Ascomycota, Eurotiomycetes, Onygenales, Ajellomycetaceae. The transcript has 9 exons. Gene Ontology annotation, cellular component: membrane. The coding region runs from base 1 to 1593 and encodes 530 amino acids.